ACUCGUUCUGUGCUGGAAAGAGUGGCGAAGCGGAGCACGAGCAACAAAGUUCUCGCGCACUUCUUUGCACUUUAACAGUCUUGCCUCUGCAGAGGAGCUUUAAGUGGAAUCGGUCCAGGGUUACAGCGGAUGGACGUUAAAGCGACGCGAGAGGGCGUUUCACGAGGGAUUUCAGCGAAGGAAAGAAAGGUCGUCGGUGGUUGGCGGUAAAGCUGGUUAGGCGGGUAUUCCACGAACGCGUUUCUAAGAGCCAGCAGCGUCGACGACAAACUUUUUCUAUCGAGCCAUGGAAGUCGCGAUCUCGAGCGCCGCACCACAGCCUGCACGCGCGUGCUGAGCUCGAGCACAUCCUGGAGGACCCACAGAGACUGCCGCGCGGGACAAGGAACCGUCAUUGUCUUUACUAAAACAAACCAAAAACAACAAAACAACCCGACUAUGUCUAAGACGCUGAAGAAGAAGAAGCACUGGGCGAACAAAGUGCAGGAGUACGCGGUGUCCUGGGGCGGCGGAGAGCUGAGCUCCGUGCUGGAGAUCCUCGGCGGCGCUGAGCUCGGAGAGUUUCCGUACGUGGGCCACGGCUCGUCGUCUUUCUCGGCGGUGUUGCGGUGGCACGCGGGCAGAGCACCGAGUCCAGGAGACGUGCUGCUUGAGGUGAACGGCACGCCCGUGAGCGGCCUCACGCACCGCGACACGCUCGCUGUCAUCCGCCACUUCCGGGAGCCCGUGCGCCUCAAGACCGUCAAACCGGGGAAGGUGUUAAACACGGAUCUGCGCCACUACCUCAGCCUGCAGUUCCAGAAAGGAUCCUUGGACCACAAGCUCCAGCAAGUGAUACGAGACAACCUGUACCUCCGUACCAUUCCCUGUACAACGAGACAGCCUCGAGAGGGGGAGGUUCCUGGUGUGGACUAUAACUUCAUCAGCGUGGAGGAGUUUCGUGUUCUGGAGGAAAGCGGGCUGCUGCUGGAGAGCGGAACCUACGAUGGUAAUUACUACGGCACCCCCAAACCUCCAGCCGAGCCCAGCCCUGUGCAGCCGGACCUGGUGGACCAGGUGCUGUUCGACGAGGAGUUUGAGACCGAGGUGCAGCGCAAACGGACCACCUCCGUCAGCAAGAUGGAGAGGAAGGACAGCGCAGCACCUGAGGAAGAGGAAGAGGAUGAGAGGCCUGCACUUGUGAACGGACUUACAGAACAUAAGGAAGGCGCUGACUGGAGGAAGACCGUACCGAGCUACACACAGCCCGGCAGUGCCAUGGACCUCGGGGCCUGGAGCAUGCUGCCCGGGGACGAGAGCCAGGAGGCGCUGCCUAAGAAUUGGGAGAUGGCCUACACUGAGACUGGCAUGGUCUACUUCAUAGAUCAUAACACAAAGACUACAACCUGGCUGGAUCCACGGCUGGCCAAGAAAGCUAAACCCCCUGAGAAGUGUGACGAAGGAGAGCUGCCGUACGGCUGGGAGAAGAUCGAGGACCCGCAGUAUGGCACCUACUUCGUGGACCACAUCAAUCAGAAGACGCAGUUCGAGAACCCUGUGAGGGAAGCCAAGAAGAAGCACAUCCAGGAGGCGCCCGCAGUCAGCCAGCCAGGACUUCCGCCCUCGGAGGAUGGCUCUCUGAGGGGUUUCACACGUGACCCAUCGCAGCUACAUGGGACGAUGUUGCGCACGGCCCUGAGGAAGAGCACGCAGGGUUUCGGCUUCACCAUCAUCGGCGGAGACAGACCAGACGAGUUCCUGCAGGUGAAGAACGUGUUGAGGGACGGCCCUGCAGCGCAAGACAACAAGAUCACCCCUGGGGACGUCAUUGUGGACAUCAACGGCACAUGUGUGCUCGGUAAAACCCACGCCGAUGUGGUGCAGAUGUUCCAGUCAGUCGCCGUGAACCAGUACGUGGACAUGGUGCUGUGUCGAGGCUACCCCCUGCCCGAGGACGCCGGUGACGAAGCUGCAGGAGACACCGCACCGCCAGCAGGGGGCCAGCCGCUCUUACCCGAGGGCCGACAGGAGGACACCCCCGAGCUGACCCUGCUGCAGCCCGAGCUAGUGAGCGUGACUCUGGCCAAGGGGCCGAGCGGAUUUGGAUUCGCCAUCGCCGACUGCCCGCUGGGUCAGAAGGUGAAGAUGAUCCUGGACGCUCAGUGGUGCCGCGGCCUGCUCAAAGGCGACGUGAUUAAAGAGAUCAACAGGAAGAACGUGCAGACACUCAGCCACACGCAGGUGGUGGACAUCCUGAAAGAGCUGCCGCCUGGAUCCGAGGUCAAUAUGCUCGUGCUCAGAGGAGGUCAGACGUCUCCUGUGAAGUCUCUGAAGCCUUGUGCCACGGCAGUGCCGAUGCCAGUGACUCAGAAGCACGAAGCAAACACCAACGCAGUCAGCACGGACAGUCCGAGUCCUGUCGAGCCGCUUCCCCAGACUCUUCCUCAAGUUCUUCCCCAGACUCUGCCUGUAGCUGUUCCCCAGACUUUACCUGUAGCUAUUCCCCAGACUCUACCUGUAGCUCUUCCCCAAUCGCUCCCCCAAGCUCCUCCCCAGUCGCUGCCUUUCCCUCCCAACAUGAUGCGCUCCAACUCACCCAAACUGGACCCAUCUGAAGUCUACCUCAAGUCCAAAGCCAUUCUUGACAGCAAGCCUGCCAACACUAAGGAACUGGACGUGUUUAUUAAAAGGAACCAGGAGUCCGGCUUUGGUUUCAGAGUGCUGGGCGGGGAAGGACCAGAACAGCCUGUGUACAUCGGUGCUAUCGUGCCGCUGGGUGCAGCAGAGAAGGACGGGCGUCUGCGGGCAGGGGAUGAGCUCAUGUGUAUAGACGGUGUUCCUGUAAAGGGAAAAUCCCACAAGCAGGUCCUGGAGCUGAUGACCAACGCAGCACGCAACGGCCAGGUCAUGCUCACUGUGCGCAGGAAGCUCAUCUACACAGAGGAUGCAGACGGUGGACAGUCCCAGGCAACUCCCCCUCAGGUUAACGGCUCUCCCAGGCCUCCUCACGCAGACGCUCCCGCUCUGUUCCAGCCGGAGCCGUACGAGGUCACGCUGCAGCGCAAAGACCACGAAGGCUUCGGCUUCGUCAUCCUCACCUCCAAGAACAAACCACCACCAGGAGUAAUUCCUCAUAAGAUUGGACGGAUCAUCAAGGGCAGUCCGACAGAACGUUCCGGAAAGCUUAAAGUGGGUGACCGCAUCUCGGCAGUCAACGGGCAGUGCAUCGUGGAGCUCUCGCACAACGACAUAGUGCAGUUGAUCAAGCAGGCUGGCAACAGUGUCACCCUCACUGUGCUUCCUGAAGAAGAGCACAGCGGCCCUCCGUCAGCCACCAGUUCAGCCAAGCAAAGCCCAGUGGCUCAGCACAAAGCUAUGGGACAGCAGCCUACCAGCCGCGAUGAUAGCAACGGUCCCGAGACGGAGGAGAGAGAAGAGGGCGUGGCUUGGGGUAACUACAAAUCCCUCCCCAGGAAUGAGACGGGCACCGUCAUCAACUCCGGCCCCAAGCAGGGCUGUUUCCCGGUGGAGCUGGAGAGAGGGCCACGCGGCUUCGGCUUCAGUUUACGGGGAGGGAAGGAGUACAACAUGGGCCUGUUCAUCCUGAGACUGGCCGAGGACGGCCCAGCGCUGAAGGACGGAAGAAUACAUGUGGGAGAUCAGAUCGUAGAGAUCAAUGGCGAGCCAACCCAAGGCAUCACACACACACGGGCUAUCGAGCUCAUCCAAGCCGGAGGCACCAAGGUGCUGCUACUGCUGCGGCCGGGCCAAGGCCUGAUCCCUGACCACAAUGUUAUGGAGAUGGUGACAACUCCACCUGCAAACUAUCCAAAGUACCCUGUUCCUGAUGAGCCAUCAAUGAUAACAUCUCUGUCCUCCCCUUCUCUCUCGCCCUCUGAGGGCACGUCAGCCCAUUCUCCCACACGCGGUCUCCAUCAUCAACCCCGAAAUCCCAGAGAACCCAGGACGAGCAGUUCCAGCGUGUCUAUCCGUGACAACACACCCAGCCCACAGAAAUUGGACACUUCGCGCACAGAGGGGAAAGAGCGUUCACAUAGCCCGAGGAAAAUGGAGAAGAAGCCUUCUGUUUCGGGGAUAAAAAACGUCAAUGCCAGCACUCAGAGUCUGGAUGCAUACACGGAAAGGAAAGCCCAGGGGCAAAGGGACAGAGGUGGACGAUCAGCAAGCCCUCGAAAGAGUCCCAGGAAGGAACAAGAGACAGCCAGACAGCCAUCUAAAGGAUAUGAGGAAGCACAGAGGUAUUCUGAUGGGCACCAGUUUCAUUAUGGAUCUGGAGGGAACCUGUACAGGGGGGAAGAACUUGACAUCCACCAGGACAAGGAGACAGGAGAGAUGAGGCCUGGGAUCGCAAGAUCAGAUAACGAGCGGCGUCACAGGGAGAAAGGGGUUCAGAGAGAGGCAGCACCUCAGAAGCCCCAAUCCCAAAUCCUCAACGACUGGACCAUGCCAGAGCAUCAGCCUGCGACCUUAAACCGGAAAGGCCAUCGAGAACCCAAAGAGGGCAGGUACAGAGGCGGAGAGGAGAGCAAAAGAGAUGCGAGGGGAUCUAGCAGUGGCCCACCAGAGACUUCCUGGAAUGGGAACCCCAGCAGCAAGAAGUCUCCCAUCACCCCUGGUCCGUGGAAGGUCCCCAGCUCUGCUAAGAUGCAGUCUCAGGUGGAGGGGCUCUGAUGCUUGGUGGAGUUCAUCAGAAACGACGGUCACUCGGAAUCACUGUGUAAUCGAUGCAUAUUUUUUACGUGACUUGUACAGCAUUCUGUAUCUUCGCCGACUUUGAGACGGUGCAUUCAUGUUCGUGGUAUUCCAUGUUUUAAGUAUCUGUGUCCUCCUGUCUGAGUUGGUGGGUUCGUCCCAUCCUCAGUGACACCCGUCUGUCUCGUAUCCGUGCCAAGCAGAGACUCCCGCUGGAAAGACUGUGAGGUGCGACCACUGAAUGCUUUGUAUUCCGGAAUUGUGAAGGAGUGUGUUUAUUGCUUUUGCUGUAGUUUUUUUAUUUCCGAUUCAGUAUGUACAGUCUUUGUACCUUUGUUCCAAUUGCAGCGUGUCUUUAACACUUCGUCAAUGCAUGUAGAAUUCAACCGAACCAUGCUAAAUCACGUACACGCUGAACGAAAGCCAGAUUUAACCUUGUUGGCUCUGAUUCAUUGUGAGCUGCGUUGUGAUCAUAUUAUUUAAGCUUAACAUUAGUUAUCAGCUUUGCAGUGUAUUUUAGACCAUUUUAAAAAAAACAAAGGUUCCUCCUUUAACUGACCAGAUACUUGUGCUUAAGUAUAUUGUUUACUACAUGUGAGCUUAUGAAGAACACUAUGUAAUUUAUUGAAAUGGAAAAAGAAAAAAAAGAAAUUGCAAAUAUCUUAAAUAUUUCUGUAAUCAUAUCUAAACAUCGUGCUCCAGAUCCAAAAGAGCUUGACUCGUCCCUCCCUUCAUUAGGGUUGCGAACUCGGUGCACUACAUGCUUUAAGGGUAUGUAUUUUUCACAUCGUUGUAGCUUUCACAAUUAUGCAUUGUGUAUCAUAUAGCAAGGUGUGUACAUUGGGGAUGAAAUCUAAAUAAAUAAACGGUCAUAUCAUUAAAGGUUUGAAUGAAGGUAAAAUGGGGAUGGCUGGGGGAAAUCAUAUUUUUUCAUACAAUCUAACAUAUAUUUUGUCCUAUUUCUUUAAAAAAUAAAAAGGAUAUAAAGAUCA
Molecule: messenger RNA, 5684 nt
Organism: Hemibagrus wyckioides
Lineage: Eukaryota; Metazoa; Chordata; Actinopteri; Siluriformes; Bagridae
Gene: magi3a
Product: membrane associated guanylate kinase, WW and PDZ domain containing 3a
Exons: 22
Coding region: 439-4671 (1410 amino acids)
Biological process (GO): signal transduction
Cellular component (GO): cytoplasm
Molecular function (GO): protein binding
Source: RefSeq, a predicted model, not a curated record